Messenger RNA from Salvelinus fontinalis (brook trout), 3959 nucleotides. RefSeq names its product solute carrier family 22 member 13-like. Gene Ontology annotation, molecular function: transmembrane transporter activity. Gene Ontology annotation, biological process: transmembrane transport. Gene Ontology annotation, cellular component: membrane. Lineage: Eukaryota; Metazoa; Chordata; Actinopteri; Salmoniformes; Salmonidae. The transcript has 10 exons. Bases 2156 to 3787 code for a protein of 543 amino acids. The record is from RefSeq and is a predicted model, not a curated record.
GUGCUCUCGAACGGCUAGAUGUUCUUUACCAUUCGGCCAUCACUGCACAUCACUGCACUCUAUACUCCUCUGUAAACUGAUCAUCUCUGUAUACCCGUCACAAGACCCAUAAAACCCUCUUAGGCCUCACUCCCCCCUAUCUGAGAUAUCUUCUAUUGCCAGUCACAUUCUGUUAAAGGUUCCCAAAGCACACACAUCCCUGGGUGACUCCUCUUUUCAGUUCACUGCAGCUAGCGACUGGAUCGAGCUGCAACGAACACUCAAACUAGACAGUUUUAUCUCAAUCUCUUCAUUCAAAGACUCAAUCAUGGACACUCUUUUUUUAUUUUUUUUAUUUUUUUAUUUUUUAUCCCAUUUUCUCCCCAAUUUUCGUGGUAUCCAAUCGCUAGUAAUUACUACCUUGUCUCAUCGCUACAACUCCCGUACGGGCUCGGGAGAGACGAAGGUCGAAAGCCAUGCGUCCUCCGAAGCACAACCCAACCAGCCGUACUGCUUCUUAACACAGCGCGCCUCCAACCCGGAAGCCAGCCGCACCAAUGUGUCGGAGGAAACACCGUGUACCUGGCCCCCUUGGUUGGCGUGCACUGCUCCCGGCCCGCCACAGGAGUCGCUGGAGCGCGAUGAGACAAGGAUAAGGAUAUCCCUACCGGCCAAACCCUCCCUACCACGGACAACGCUAUGCCAAUUGUGCGUCGCCCCACGGACCUCCCGGUCGCGGCCGGCUGCGACAGAGCCUGGGCGCGAACCCAGAGACUCUGGUGGCGCAGUUAGCACUGCGAUGCAGUGCCCUAGACCACUGCGCCACCCGGGAGGCCCCAAUCAUGGACACUCUUACUGACAGUUGUGACUGCUUUGCGUGAUGUAUUGUUGUCUCUACCUUCUUGCCCUUUGUGCUGUUGUCUGUGCCCAGUAAUGGUUGUACCAUGUUUUGUGUUGCUACCAUGCUGUUGUUAUGUUGUGUUACUACCAUGCUGUGUUGUCUUGUGUUCCUGCCUUGUUAUGUUGUCAUAGGUCUCUCUUUAUGUAGUGUUGUGUUGUCUCUUGUCGUGAUAUGUGUUUUGUCCUAUGUGUGUGUGUAUUUAAAAAAAAUCCCAGCCCCCGUCCCCGCAGAAGGCCUUUUUGGUAGGCCUACUUGCCUAGUUAAAUAAAGGUUGCAUAAAUAAAAUAAAAAUCAGAGGGUACCCUAUCCAACUCCUAGGCCUUUGUGGAUGACCCGACCCUCAUAGAAUCAAGACACCUUCCUCCAUUAUACAUCUCCGGCCACACACUUGAGGUUGUGUCCAGCACCAAAGUGCUUGGUGUUACACUCCAAGCUAACCUAAAAUGGGACAUACACAUCUCCGACAUUACCACAAAAGGAAACCGAAGGCUCUUCAUGAAGAACCAUCAUCGCCACUUCAAUCUUCGUCCCAGAAGACCUUCUGACAUUCUACACCUGCUUUGUCCAUCUAGUGCUAGAGUACGCCGCUCCAGUAUGGCACCCAGGUCUCACAGCCCACCAACACAACCAACUUGAGAACAUCCAACGACAUUCAAACAAAAUCAUCAUGGGCACCAUACACCUCCUGCAUGCAAUGACCUGGGCUUGGAGUCGGGUCGCACCCAUCUCUGCAGAUCCUUUGCCCAGAAUCUUGCAAAAUCCCAGGAUUACAACAAAUGGCUACCUCAGAAGAAAGGCCAAUUCAGUGGCAGAUCUACCCGAUCCAAUCACAAUCUGAACCUUCCCCCUACUCAGAUUGACAGAUAUUACAACAUCCCUAUGCCUUUGUGAGACUGCUUAGUGCUGCUUAACUGUAAUAUUGUACUGUAUAUUGCAUAUCAUAUUUUUUUAUUUACUUACUUACAUAGGCGUAUGUAUGCUGCAAUUCAGCUUUUAGCUGACAAUGUGUACAAUUCAAAAAUAAACCUUCAAUAAAAUAUAUAACCAUGAAUUAUCAUUUGGAUGUCGCUGUAGGAGAACCUUUUUUGGUUCCUAGACCUUUCUACCUGGAACCAACCUUUCUACCUGGAACCAAAAAGGGUUCUCCUAAAGGGGUACCACUGGUCAAAGAAUCCUUAGUAGUUUUAGGUAGGUAGCCCCUAUUUUACAAAAGUGGUAGGCUUUCUUGGAUUCAUUUUCCAAUGUCUUCCAUGCAGGACCCCAGGCGAGAAGAGAAUGGUUGCAUUCGGAAAGAUACUCCCAGUAGUUGGUGAGUUUGGAGCGUUUCAAAAUCGCCUGUUGUUGGCAAUAUCGAUACCCAACAUAUUCAUGGCCUUUCACAUGUUCAGCCAAGUUUUCACAGGUAUGAAUUUUCCUCACCACUGCAACACCGACUGGAUACUCGCCCGUGGACCCAAACUGACCUAUGACCAACAGAAAAAUCUCACACUUCCAAUGAAUGAUGUUGGGGAAUAUGAGAGCUGUCGUAUGUUCACACCGGUGGACUUGGACUUGGAAACAAUUCAAGAGCAAGGAAUCAACAGCACCAUAUAUUGUACAGAUGGGUGGGUUUACGACACCCCCCAAGGAAACCCCACUCUGGUGACAGAGUUUAACCUGGUGUGUGACAACAAAGGUGUGAGUGACGCAUCACAGUCCAUCUACAUGACCGGCCUCCUAAUAGGGUCCCUGGUGUUUGGACCUAUGGCAGACAGGUUUGGUCGUCGCUUCGCCAUCCUCGUUUCCCUGCUCUUCCAAUUGCUGUUUGGAGUGGCCGCUGCCUUUUCCCCCAACAUCUAUGUCUACAUUAGCCUUCGGUUCGUGGUCGGCAUGACAAUAUCAGGCAUUGCCAUGAACACAUUUGUGCUAGGGGCUGAGUGGACCAGUACAUCUAAGCGGGCCCUCUUCACCAUCAUUUCACAAUGUUUCUAUGCCGUGGGGCUGAUGUUGCUGCCGUGGAUCGCCUACGGGGUCCGCAACUGGAGGGCCCUGCAGCUGGUGCUUUCCAGCCCCGUCCUCCUACUGGCUGUCUACUUCUGGAUUCUCCCAGAGUCGGCCCGUUGGCUACUAACUCAAGGCAGGCAGAAUGAGGCCAGGCAGGAGCUCCAGAGGGCAGCUGCGGUCAACAGGAGAGAGGUCCCCCAGUCAUUACUCGAUAUGCUGGAGGCUGAGAACACGUCUACAACGGGCAGUAUGAUGGAUCUCUUCAAGAUACCCAACCUGAGGAAACGUGCUCUCACCAUGAGCUACAUCUGGUUUGUGACCAGCCUGGUCUACUUCGGCGUGAGUCUUAACGUGGGCCAUUUUGGCCUGGACAUCUACCUGACCCAGUUCAUCUUUGGCCUGGCAGAGAUUCUUUCUCGCCUGGGCUGCUACACCCUCCUGGAGCGCCUGGGCAGGAGGCUCUGUCAGGCAGGCACUCUCUUCUUUGGUGGAGCAGCUUGUCUCCUAAUUCUUGCUAUUCCUGAAGACCUUCCAGUAUUGGUGACAGUCAUUGCAGUGACUGGAAAGUUUGCUAUAGCAGCCUCCUUCACUAUUGUCUAUGUAUAUACUGCUGAGCUCUAUCCCACCGUUGUAAGACAGAAUGGUGUGGGUCUGAACUCCAUGUGUGCCCGUGGGGCGGGCAUCCUGGCCCCUCUGAUGCAUCUGCUAGAGGUGUACCACCAGGCCCUGCCCAUGCUCAUCUGUGGCCUCCUGCCCUUCAUCGGCGGGGGGCUGUGCUUUCUACUGCCAGAGACCCUCAACACUGAGCUCCAAGACUACAUAGACCCACUCGUGGAGAAGACAAUAACAUCAGAGAGCGGGACUAUUGAAAACGGACUUGAUGAGGAGGAGAAACCAACUGAAUUGAGGAGCUCAAAAUUCUGAUCACUGUCUGGUCCAUACUCUCUGGAGGUGUGAGUUAGAUAUUACUCUAAAAUAUCUCUUAUUUUUUGUAAAUGAUACCACCCAUUUGGGACUAAUUAUUUGUUUAAAUGAAUGAAUAAUACAAAAUGAUUGAUGUUGUGUAUAAAAUAAAAUGGACCUAUCACAAUAUUAA